AUGACCGCCUCCUCCGAUCACACGAAGUCUGCUGAACUCAGGCUCUACAUAUCUCAAUACUCUGGUACCGUCGACCCAUUCCCCGAACGACGUAUCAUCUUCACCGAAACCAGAAACGUCGUUUCCGUCGGACGGUCAUCCAAGGUCUCUACAAAGGGCUUCAUUGCUGGCGCCGACAACGUUUGGGUCGACAACCCAGUUAUGUCGAGGCUCCAUGCCCAAUUUACCGCUAGAAUGGAUAUAAACAAGAUCGAGAUCAAAGAUCUGGGCUCUCUCCAUGGAACUUUCCUAAAUGAGGAGCGGAUUCCCGCCGAUCAAGGGCGUGAAGUGAAUGACGGAGAUACUCUGAGGUUUGGAGCUCCCAUCUCACGUGGAAAGGAGGAGUUUCUGCCGACUACGGCCAAAGUUGCCAUAGUAAUCUGCGACCGCAACAACAAGACCGGUGCUGGUACCUCCGGAACUGGUACCUUCCAGGUCCCGGACGACUCGGAUGACGAUGGGGCAUCCGAUGACGAUCAGAACCGGCUGCUCGAUGGACAUACCCCAGUGGCGCAGAAAGGCGCUACUAGAACCGCAACGGAGGUCAUUGACUUAACAGACGGAUACGCUGACCGCCAAGUCCACCGUGAGGUGGUUGACCUCUCCAGUCCAUGCGGUUCACCUAUCCGAAUUGAUGACGACGUAGGCUUGAGACCCGUCGAAACCGAGGAUGACAGGAUGGAGCUUGCCGCCAACGACGAUUCAAUGAGCCAUGCACGUCAGGAGUCCGUGAGGCACGAGAAUUGGGACUGCAAUGGUGACCUGCCGCACCUCGAUGAGAUUCUCGGCGUCAAUCGUAUCCUGGAGGCCGAGCAUAGACAUUGGUACGACUCCGAGGAAGAUGAUGAUUUUGAGGACGACGAGAUUGUCACAAACACUCCCAGUGAGUACAGCAACGAGGAGAGCGAAGUCGACUACCCGGAGGAGGAGGAAUCGGAUAGCGAGAUUGUCGACGACGACGACCCUGAGGACAAGUUCGACGACGGUAUGGAUGAGACCGAGUCCGACGAUGACUAUCCCUCAGAUAGGGAUUACUCGCCCAAUGACCACAAUCAUAGCCACUGGGAGGACCUGCCGCUUGAGGAAUUCGAUUAUCCCGAGAUCAUGCCGCUGGUAGACUCGUUGUCUCGCCCAAUCGAAGCCCCUCUCCACGCCCGCCAGAGCGAUAGCCGUCAGGAGCCAGGCCAGGCAGAGACAGGACCGUCAGCUAACUUCGAUGCAAUGGUCUCGCGCGCCGAGGUUUUGGGCGUCAUCGCUGGCAAACCCGACUUUUUCCUCGCCAGAGAGCACAACAAGAUUGCCAUGGUUACGCACAAAGCCGCAGUCGCACGUCCUACAUCGUCGGUGCAUGCACUGUGCAAUCCGGAUGAGUCUGGUGGCGAGCCAAGCUCGUACAGGUUUGGUCCAGCAGAGGCCUCGUCCCGUUCCUCAGCGACAUACGAAGAGUCAGCGGGAGGUGUCUCUUCUCCUGCAAUUGCUAACUCGGCCACAAUUUCGAACGGAGAACCGGAUGGCUGUUUCGGUCGCACCCGCGUGGCCAUACCCGACAUUGUUGAUCCCAACCAGCCAUCCCCUAGUGAGGGGAAGCUGAAGCGGAAGGCGGAGGAGAUCUCGGAGACCACUCAGGAACAGGAGGCGUGGGCUGCCAAGGCCACCAAAGCACCCACGCCGGCUCCCUUGCUUCCCUCGGAGAGACAGCAGCAGCAGGAGCAGCAGCCUGAGUCCUCGGAGCAGCAUGCUGAGCCUCAGCCAGAGCCCGUGAAAGUCCCCUAUGAGCCCUCAGAGCCCGCCAGCCAGGUCGCCGUAUCCAUUGCAUCGUCCCGCGCACCCGGGAGGCCGCUCAAGAGGGCCCGCAUGAUGCGUGUUGCAGAACGUCUCGGGUAUGCAGCGCUUGGCGGCGUCACGGCCGGAGCCAUGGUCUUGGGUACCCUGAUCUACACUGCUCCCACCUUUGGUUGA
This is a messenger RNA of Parathielavia appendiculata, 1998 nucleotides long. RefSeq lists its product as uncharacterized. The coding region runs from base 1 to 1998 and encodes 665 amino acids. The record is from RefSeq and is a predicted model, not a curated record. The transcript is spliced from 5 exons. Gene Ontology annotation, cellular component: cytoplasm. Gene Ontology annotation, molecular function: protein binding. Lineage: Eukaryota; Fungi; Ascomycota; Sordariomycetes; Sordariales; Chaetomiaceae.